Messenger RNA from Pistacia vera, 2010 nucleotides. Its product is annotated as transcription factor bHLH144. The coding region runs from base 766 to 1491 and encodes 241 amino acids. The record is from RefSeq and is a predicted model, not a curated record. NCBI's taxonomy places the organism in Eukaryota, Viridiplantae, Streptophyta, Magnoliopsida, Sapindales, Anacardiaceae. The transcript has 4 exons. Gene Ontology annotation, molecular function: protein dimerization activity.
UAUCUCUUUCUCUUUAGAUCUCUUCGGCGCAAAUCUAGGGAACUUAUCUCUGGAGUUUACUUGACCUCGCUUCCAUCUUCAGUUUUCUUUGGAAUCUUCUUUUAAAAAAAACCAUCUUGGAACUGGUGUUUAAGUUCAAUAUUAUAUGGUAAUUGGGGGUUGAAUGAAAAAGGUCAACAUGCCGUGGACUUCAUUUUUUGUGAAUUACAGCAGGACCUUGGUGGUGUUCUUUCGUGUUAUACUGUAAUUUUGAUUUCUUCUGUUGGUGAAGUUACAUUAGUUUGUAAAAGAUAUUUCUAUCAAGCGUGUUUAUAACUAAAUAUUGGUUGGAGGAAGUGAGAAUGUAUGUUGCGGUAACCAUAAAGAGAUAUCGAGCAGUGAAGGACGUUGGGAAAAUUAAAAUGAGCGUUGGUGUCAUUGCGUAUUACCAACUGGUGCAAGUUUGUCAGGCUGAAUAUUUCCGUCAGUUGCUUAAACCUGUCACGUAGUCUAGUAGUACGAAGUUCUGGGAUAUUGGGAUUUGGGAUGGUCUGCCGUCAUUUUGUUUAUACAUAAGAAGGCAUUGAGAGAACGAAAUAGUUGAUUUUCUAAACUGUUGCUUUGGGAUAGACGGCUCACUUGUUCUGGCAUGGCAAUAGUGUGAUUACUAUUAGUGGUAUUGUCGCUUUAGGAACCUUCAUCCAAUCAAUAAUUCUAGAGUUUUCAACUAAAAGGUGAAAAUCCUUCUUUCCUUAUAUUUUUUUUUUUCAAUUAAAUAGACCUUAGAUGCAGAGAGACCAGCAAUUUUACCCAAGAAAGGCAGUGCCCCCCUUUGGAAAUCUUGGGGUUAAUGACUACAUGCAUAUUCCUGUUGCGCCUGCCUUUGGUGCAGUUUUACCUCCGGCUGCAAGGCCACCAAUACCGUUUGAUGGUGUUGAAUUGCAGCCCUCUGAGGUUUGUCCUAAGAAUUUCGUUAUCUUAGAUCAAACUCAUCACCGAAGUCAAAUUAUGUUCCAUCCUGCUAGUGCACACAAAUUUGAUGGCCCUAGUUUGAAUUUCUGUGCAAAUUACAUCCAAGACAUCUUUGAGAGGAAGGAUGUUACUGAUUUGAAAAGAGGGAUGUCCUCUUCUCUAAAAGAGGAUUCAGAUGAUAUUGAUGCAUUGCUGAGCUUGGAAGAGGAGGAAGAAGAAGAUUAUGAUGAGGAAGAGGUCAGCACAGCAAGAACUGUUGGAAAUUACGGAUGCAACUCACCUGAUUCUGUUUCCAGUUAUGCUUCUGAACACCAAAAGAAUAAAUCAUCUUCUUCAAAAGUUAAGUCCUCUGGCAGCACUAGCAACUGUAACAUUGAGCGGAAACAACAGAAAAUGAAGAAGAUGGUGAAAGUAUUGAGGGGAAUUGUUCCUGGUGGUGAUCAGAUGAAUACUGUUACUGUUCUGGAUGAAGCUGUGAAGUACCUGAAGUCUCUGAAGGUCGAAGUACAGAAGCUUGGAGUUGGAAAUUUCAAAAACUAGGCUUGAUACCAUGCCUGGUAACAGUGAUUCGACACUUUUUUUUUUAUGAUUCAAGUUUGCAGUAUUCUGGUUAUAUCGUCUCCAUCUCCCCUGGGCCGGUUGGCACAAUUUGGAUAAUAGCAUUAAGGAGGCAUUCGGAACUUGUUUUAUAGUUUUCAUGUUAAUCGGGUUUAUUGUGCUGACAAUGAUGCAGAUGGUUGAACUUUGAAAUUCACUUGAUGCACUUGUGUUUGUUGGCCAAGACUAAGAUUAUGCCGAGGAGCAUAUUGUGUAAUAUGCAUACACUUUAUCUAGUCGCCACAUAAAAUCUGUAUGCCAUCUUGAUAUUUCUGGAAUAGUAUAUUUAUGUAAUAAUGAUGCACAGUGGACACUCCUUUUGUUGCAUUGUGGUUAUAUAUGCUUAUUCCUUAUCAAGAGGUUAAGUGGUCCUUAUCGGGUGAUGGAUCCCAAAUUGCUCAGGAUUCUGUCGCUAUUGUAAGUCAACUUUUGCAUUUCUGUUUAUGCUCUAAUCUUUGCUUU